Messenger RNA from Arabidopsis arenosa, 2129 nucleotides. Lineage: Eukaryota; Viridiplantae; Streptophyta; Magnoliopsida; Brassicales; Brassicaceae. The record is from the annotation of a GenBank genome assembly.
AAAAUCUAGCCCUAAUAAUCUAUUUCAUAUACUUAGUGCCGUUGCCGUUUCAUCAUCACUUAGAUAUCAUCACCACCGUCGCCGUCGUUCACCCACCUUCGCCGUCGUCGUCUCUGCAUCUCCCUCGCCGAGCUGCUAGCUAGUGUGUAUUCUCAAGAGGGAUGGCAGAUCGAUUGACGCGAAUCGCUAUCGUGAGUGAAGACCGGUGCAAGCCUAAGAAAUGUCGCCAGGAAUGCAAGAAGAGCUGUCCUGUUGUCAAGACUGGGAAACUUUGUAUCGAGGUUGCUCCUACUUCCAAGACUGCUUUCUUAUCAGAGGAGCUUUGUAUUGGAUGUGGUAUCUGUGUUAAGAAAUGCCCGUUUGAAGCUAUUCAGAUUAUCAAUCUUCCCAAGGACUUAGCGAAAGAUACAACCCAUCGAUAUGGGGCUAAUGGUUUUAAACUGCACAGGCUUCCAGUUCCACGGCCGGGGCAAGUCCUUGGGUUGGUUGGAACAAAUGGUAUUGGAAAAUCUACUGCUCUCAAAAUUUUGGCUGGAAAACUCAAACCAAAUCUCGGCAGAUUUAAUACUCCUCCUGACUGGGAAGAAAUUUUGACUCACUUCCGUGGUUCAGAACUUCAAAGCUAUUUCAUCCGAGUCGUAGAAGAGAAUCUAAAGACUGCUAUAAAGCCACAACAUGUUGACCAUAUAAAAGAAGUUGUUCGAGGUAAUCUUGGGAAUAAGCUUGAGGAGAUGGACGAGAGAGGAAUGAUGGAAGAGAUUUGUGCUGAUAUGGAGUUGAGCCAGGUCCUGGAGCGUGAAGCAAGACAAGUAUCUGGUGGAGAGUUGCAGAGGUUUGCAAUUGCCGCAGUUUUCGUAAAGAAAGCUGAUAUAUACAUGUUUGAUGAACCAUCUAGUUACCUCGAUGUGAGGCAGAGACUCAAAGCUGCUCAAGUUAUACGCUCACUCCUCAGGCAUGACAGCUACGUAAUUGUUGUGGAGCACGACCUCAGCGUCCUUGACUAUCUCUCGGAUUUCGUGUGCUGUUUGUAUGGGAAACCAGGAGCAUAUGGUGUCGUGACUCUCCCCUUUUCUGUCAGAGAAGGAAUCAAUGUGUUCUUGGCCGGGUUUAUCCCCACAGAAAACUUGCGUUUCAGGGAUGAAUCUCUGACCUUCAGGGUUUCUGAGACUACACAAGAGAGUGAUGGGGAAGUGAAGUCCUAUGCAAGAUACAAAUACCCAAACAUGAGUAAGCAACUUGGAGAUUUCAAGCUGGAAGUGAUGGAAGGGGAGUUCACAGACUCUCAGAUUAUUGUAAUGCUUGGAGAGAAUGGUACAGGGAAAACGACCUUCAUACGGAUGCUGGCAGGCGCAUUCCCACGUGAAGAGGGUGUAGAAUCGGAGAUUCCAGAGUUUAAUGUGUCGUACAAACCACAAGGGAAUGAUUCGAAGCGCGAGUGUACAGUGAGACAGUUGCUACAUGACAAGAUUCGUGAUGCAUAUACACAUCCUCAGUUUGUGUCAGAUGUAAUAAGACCGCUUCAGAUUGAGCAGUUGUUGGACCAAGUGGUAAAAACUCUGUCUGGUGGAGAGAAGCAGAGGGUUGCCAUUACUCUAUGCCUCGGGAAGCCCGCUGAUAUCUAUCUGAUUGACGAGCCAAGUGCGCAUUUGGACUCAGAGCAGCGGAUCACAGCUUCAAAGGUCAUAAAACGGUUCAUCCUGCACGCAAAGAAAACCGCGUUUAUUGUGGAGCAUGACUUCAUAAUGGCAACUUAUCUUGCGGACCGAGUCAUUGUGUACGAAGGACAGCCAGCUGUCAAGUGUAUUGCUCAUUCUCCACAGUCGCUGCUCAGCGGAAUGAACCUCUUCUUAUCGCACUUGAACAUCACAUUCAGACGGGAUCCGACCAAUUUCAGGCCGAGGAUAAACAAACUAGAGUCCAUCAAGGACAAGGAGCAAAAGACUGCAGGAUCAUACUACUACUUAGACGAUUGAUUGAUCGGUCAGAGAGAGAUGGAGCUUAUGCAUACCUAAAUCUUCGGAAAGUGAACUAGUAUUCUAAGACUGAAACAAUGCCUUUGAUUGUUAUGUUUGUAUUUUGAGACUCCCUCUCUGUCUGCUUAAAGUUGUGACUAAAGCGUAAGUUGUUUC